This is a messenger RNA of Passer montanus (Eurasian tree sparrow), 4066 nucleotides long. Its product is annotated as nascent polypeptide-associated complex subunit alpha, muscle-specific form-like. The transcript is spliced from 13 exons. The record is from RefSeq and is a predicted model, not a curated record. Gene Ontology annotation, biological process: visual perception. Lineage: Eukaryota; Metazoa; Chordata; Aves; Passeriformes; Passeridae. The coding region runs from base 135 to 3170 and encodes 1011 amino acids.
UGGGAGCUGCAGGGACCCCCCUAACUCUGUGCUGUCCCUCUCCACAGCUGAGCUGUCCCCGUGCCUGUCCCCAGAGGAGCCGAGGGCGGCCCCGCCGAGCCCCGGGCGCCGCUGCUGCCCUGCGGGCAGGAACGAUGCUCCGUGCCGGGAGGGAAGGGGCUGCGGGCACAGCCCCGGCUCCUGCCCGCCGGCCGUGCUGCAGCGCCCUCCUGCUGCUGGCCGUGUGCGCGAGUGCCACCGCUGUGCCCUGCGGCCGGGCCGCUCUGCCCGCUGUGCCCUGCGCUGCCCCGGGCUCCUCAGCCUCCCGGCGAGGCCCGGCUGACACUCUGGGGACACGGACUGCGGCCACAGGGACAUCUCGGACCUCCCUGCAGCAGCAGCCUGGCUGUGGGGACAGGGAAGGGCUCAGGCUGGGCACAGCAGGGGCUGUCACGCUGUGCCCUGCACGGUGGCCUGGCAAAAGGGUGCCUGCUGCCUCAGCUGGGCUCUCCCAGCCCGAGGGUGUCCCCAGCCCUGGCUCCUGGUGUUCCCUUGCUCGGAGAGGCCUCCACAGAGCAGCCCCAGGCUCCCGUGGUGGCACCCUGAUGGCAGCAGUGGCUGCAGCUGGUGGCCUGGGGCAGCCAGUGGGCACAGCAGAGCCCCCGAGCCCAGAGAGGGGCUCUGAGGCCACCUCCAGAGCUGGCAGUGAGCCCGCUGCUGGGCUCCCUGCCACCUCCCAGCUGUGGCUGCACCCUCCUGCCCUCCCCAUGGCUGCUGCUGGCCCCUCUGCAGGGGCUGCAGUGGCACAGGUGGCACCCAACCAGCCGGUGCCACUGCCAGGGGUGGCCGUGGGGUCUCGGCUCCCACCCGGUGUCCCUGCAUGGGCCCCGAUGGGUGCUGGCUCCUGGAGCCCCAGCACAGCAGAGCAGGUGGUGGCCUCUGCUGUGCCAGCACAAGGGACACCCAGCAGGGCCCAGCUGAGCCCUGGCAUGGUGGGGGUGCCCCCUGCCCUGGCACCAGAGGGGCUCGGGGGCACUGCUGGCACUGCCCUGCCGGGGGCAGCUGCUCCCUUGGGGGAUGCUGUGUUGGCCCAGCUUCCAGGCAAUGGCUCUGGACUCCUGGAUGCCCUCCUGGCAUCACUUCCUGCCACUGCUGCAGCUCCUGGUGCCCACAGUCAGCACCUGCUGGCUUCUUCCCUGCCCACGGUGACAUCGGGGGCUCCUGCUGUCACCUUGGGGACACAGAGUGAGUGGCCUUUUGGCCCUGCACAGCCCGUGCCCACUGGAGCCUCCCCAGUGCAGCCCAGGGCUCCCAGCCCUGCAGGUCCCAGCGUGCCUGGGCUGAGCCCCACAGCCCCUGGUGUCACCCCAGAGCUGGGACAGACGUUUGUGACGGAAGGGUCCAGGCACAGCCAGCCCAGGCCAGCAUCAGUGGGAGCUGUUUCCUCUCCAGCAGCACCCCCAGGGCCCAGCCCUGCCAGCCCAGGCUCUGUGCCUCCCCCCUGCUCCCCAGAGCCAGCUCUGCAGCGUGGCUCUGAGCCUGGGCACCGCAUUGCCCCCAGCAGCAGCGUGCCAUCUCCAUCCUGCCUGCCCGCCUCUCCUGCAGCUGGGCACGCAGCCAGCUCCCUGCUCAGCUCCCCGAGCCUGCCUGUGCCCACAGCAGGGCCCCUCCAUGCCCUGGCUGUGUCCCGUGGCUCCAGCCCUUCCCAGCACUCCUGCACAGCCACGGAGCAGCUCCCUGCAGCCUCCAGAGUGGCCUCCAGCCCAGCUGAGCAGAUGCCAAGGGGCAGACCUGGCUCCACAGGGAUGGAAUGCCCUGCGUGCCACCCCUGCAGCCUCCCCUUGCCCACCCAGCCUGUGCACGUGCUGCCCUUGCAAUUCCGCCUGCUGGGCAUGGCUUUCUGCCCGGCUCUGGGCAGCAGGGAUUCAGAGAGCUACCGGCAGCUGGAGAGAGAUGUGACACUGCUGCUCAACCAGAUGCUGUCCAGCUACAAGAGCUUCCUGCAGGCCAAUGUCCUUGAGUUCCUGAAUGGCUCCGUGGUGGUGCGAGGGGAGGUUCUGUUCCGGGGGGAUGCUCCUGCUCCCACCAACUCCCACCUCAUCCGCACCGUGGUCACAGAGGCCAGCAAGGGAAGGAGCAUGUUCAGCUGGCAGCUGGAGCCCCAGUCUGUCCUGUCUGGUGGCUUCAGCCUGGAGAACCUGGAGCCCGAGAAGCUGUCCAUCUCCCUCGCUGGCCCCCAGCUUGGCAUGGGCAGGAUGGAUCCUCUGGAGAGGCUGGCCGGGGAGGUGACUGCAGCUGUCAGUGCCCUCUACGACGUGAGGAACUUCACCAUCUCCCAGCUCAGGAACCUGGGUGAGAACACGGAGGUCACUGGAGACCUCUACCUGGACACAGUUGUCCAUGCUGACCUGAUGGAGGUUCUGGAAGCCCUGGCUGCGCUCUCUGGCCUCUCCAUGGGCCUGAGCUCCCUUUCGGUGGAGGGCUCCAGGCUGGCUCUGCACGUGUACCCUCUGUCCCUGCUGGUCACCAACAGACACUUCAGGCAGGAGCUUCAGGACCCGCUCUCUGCAGAGCACCACGAGCUCUCCAGGGACCUCGGCGAUGCGGUGGUGGGAGCCCUGAGGGAUUAUCCAUCCUUCCUGACAGCGAUCAUAAAAGAAUUCCUGCCUGGCUCCUUGAUCUGCCACGGGCAGCUGAUCUUCCGUCCCCCUGCCCCACCCAGCGUGGAGGUUCUGAAGACACUGGUGCGCUCGGUUGGGCCAGACCAGGCUCUGGCUGGCUCUGACUUCCACGUGGAUCCCCACUCUCUCUCGGUGGGAGGGGGUGGCUGGCAGCCCGUGGGGCAGCGCUGGCUGCUCCAGGCUCUCCCUGCUGUGCUCUGCUCCAGAGGACACCCUGGAGCCUGCCACGCCCCAGCCGGGCUCCCCAGCCUCCGGAGUGUCCUUGGUGGCCAUCGGGGGCCUCUGCAUCGUGGUUGUGCCCGUCGUGCUCGUGUGCCUGGGCACCAAGAGGCUGGCUGGAAGAGCCCUUCGGGACAGAAGAGACCCUCAAGUGGGGAUCCAGACAUUGGAAAUGGAGAACCAGGGCUUCUGGACAGAGGGACCCUGAGGAUGGUCACUUGGAAUGGCAAAACACUUCUGCCUGAGGAGAGCAGCAGCAGCAGCUGGGGGGAGCUUGGAGAGGGGCUGUAGGUGGGAAGGAGAUGCUGAGAAGCUCUCCCUGACCCUGUGGCAGCACCUGCCAGCUGCUCCCUGAGCAGAAUGCAGACUCGGGUGUGUAAGGGAAUCAUUUUGUGUCUUAAAUAAACUGUUUGUAGAGCAUGAAACCCAGUUGUGAAGGAUGUGUGUCUGCUGUGGGCGUGGUGCUGACCCAACCUCCCUGCUGGGCUCCCGGUGCCAGCCCAGCCCUGUGCUGCUGCUGUGCCUGGUGCUGCCAGCUGGGCUGCUCCUCUCCAGCUCUGGGACAACAGCCCUAGUGCUGGGGAGUUAAAACAGCAAGGUGUGCAUGCCAGCCCCACAGUCACUUUCCCAGCUCCCGGGUGCUUCCCCUUCCUGCAGGCUGGAUUUUAUUUCAGAUCCUGCUCUGCAGUGUUUGUUCCAGCCCUGACCCUGCCCCUCAGGCUCCAUCUCAGCCCCAGCCCCGCAGUGCUGACUGCAGCCACUGCUGUGGAUGCUCAGAGCCCCAGAGCCUUUAUUUCAGAUCUUUUUGUGCUGCUUUGCCUCUGGCUCUGCAGGCCCUAUUCCAGCCCCAGUGCCCAGAGCUUUAUUUUGCCUUUCCCCAACCACUAUUUUUACUUCCCCUCCAGGCCCGGUGUCUCUAUUUCAGGUAAGCCGAGGGCUUUUAUUUUAGCUCCACAAGCAGAAUUUCAGCCCCAGAUAAGCAUCAUGUCCCCACAAUCUUUAUAAACACACCUCAAUGCGAUCCCAGCUCUGUAGUGCUUCCAGCUCCACUCUCAAAAAUGUAUUUCGCUGACAGCUCUGCCUCUUCCCCCUGCAGCCAGGUGCAGCUGCUCAUGCACCAGAACAGGAUCUUUAUUGCAGGUCGAGCUCUGUGAGGCUUCAGCCCGAGUUCCGAACGCCGCAUUCCC